AUGUCAGCCCCCGCUUUGAAAUCAGCCAAGCGACUUCCACCACUUCCGACGAUUAAGGAUUUAUUGAAAUUAUAUGGAUUACGUGCAAUGAAACAUCUAUCACAAAACUUCCUGCUUGAUAUGAGGCUAACUAACAAGAUUGUCAAAACGAUGGGUAACAUCGCGGGUGGUCAGGUGUUGGAGGUCGGCUCUGGUCCAGGGUCCAUUACCAGGCCUAUCAUUGAAAAACACCCUGCUCGUGUGGUUUUGGUGGAAAAGGAUAAAAGAUUCCUACCUACUCUAGAGAUGUUAUCAGAAGCGGCUAGCUGUGAUGUGGACAUUAUCCUGAGUGACAUAUUGCGCCUGAACAUGGAAAAUAUGUUUCCUGAGGAAGAAGUCAGAGGAUGGACGGAAAGGCCUCCCAAUAUUCAUUUAAUUGGCAACUUACCGUUUAAUGUGGCCACUCCGCUCAUAAUAAGAUGGUUGAAGGAUAUCUCUCUCAGGCGAAGCGCUUGGAGGUACGGAAGAGUGGGACUAACCCUGACCUUCCAGAAGGAAGUAGCUGAGCGGCUCUCAGCGCCGAUACUCUCGAAGCAGCGUUGCAGGCUUUCCUUGAUGGCUCAAAACUGGUGUAGUGUCCACCACGUCUUCAACAUACCUGGUAAGGCAUUCUUACCCAAACCUGAUGUAGAUGUGGGUGUUGUUAAGUUGGUUCCGUUGAUUUCUCCAGUCUGUGAUUAUGAAUUUCAUCUUGUGGAAAAGGUCUGUAGGGUCCUAUUCUCUGGUCGCCAAAAAUAUAUCUUAAAGACAGCGAGUCUCCUAUUUCCACUAACUUUAAGAGAAACUCUUGCUGAGAGAUUAUUGAAAGAGGCAAAUAUACCACCUCAGACUAGAGCUAUUCAGGUGACUCUCCCAGAGGUGGGAAGGAUCAUCAAAGCUUACAACGGUAUCAUAUCGGAACAACCAUCACUUGCUAGCUACAACUUCAGGAACCGUGAUGACGUUGAAGUAGAUUAG
Molecule: messenger RNA, 996 nt
Organism: Nezara viridula (southern green stink bug)
Lineage: Eukaryota; Metazoa; Arthropoda; Insecta; Hemiptera; Pentatomidae
Source: the annotation of a GenBank genome assembly